Eremomyces bilateralis CBS 781.70 is the source of this 2151-nucleotide messenger RNA. RefSeq lists its product as uncharacterized. The coding region runs from base 438 to 1709 and encodes 423 amino acids. Lineage: Eukaryota; Fungi; Ascomycota; Dothideomycetes; Eremomycetales; Eremomycetaceae. The record is from RefSeq and is a predicted model, not a curated record. The transcript is spliced from 2 exons.
AAUACCAGGAGAUGCCAGAAUCCAGAUAUGAAGAAGGCAUGGUAACUAAGAGAUCUCCUUUCACAACUACGGACUGUUUACUCCGUCGAUCAUGUCCCCCUGUCGGCAAUUGCCCGCCCCUUGUCCCCCCCUUGUCCCGUCACCAGCCUCCACCAAAAGCCGUUCCUCCUCGGCAUCAACAGAACUGGACCCUCAUACAUCCCUAGGUCGUCCCAGCCACCGAUGAAAAGUUAUCAAUAAGCCAGUUCAUACCCUCCCACUUCUCGCUAUUUCCUACCGGAGUCUUACAAUCGUGAUCUCAACCCGUCAUUCGAAUUGCGCCAUGUACAUAUCCCCCGCCACGAUCAGCGCGCAUACAUAAUCCAACGCUUCGCGUCACCCACGCGACGAUUCUCAUUAACGAACCCGCCACGAACCAGCCUGGUCGCUCCCCAACCAUGUCCCAGCGCGCCCGCUCCCGCGAACGCCACUCCCUCCUCGGCCACUGGGUCCCCCUCUUCCUCAUCGGCUCCAUCGCCACCGCCGGCAUCGCGACCUGGAUCUGGCGCGAGCGCAGUGCCGCCGACGACUCCGACAGCGACGACGACCCAGACACCAGCAGCCUCAGCUACGGCGAAGGGCAGGGGUCCGCGCGGCCGGGGAAGGGGAAGCGACGCGCGGACCCGCCGCCGCCGGGAUACGAUGUUACGAUGGACGAGCGGGGACCGCAGAUGGGGGUGAUUGGGUCGGGAGAGGGGUUUGGGUCUGGGGUGCCUGGGGAGGAGACGUUGAUGGCGAGGAUGGCGGGGGCAAUGAAGAGGACGCCAAGUCCGCAGCAGAUGAUCGAUGCGGCGGGGAAGCGGGUGCAGGCCGGGAUGGCGGCGGCGGGGGCGAUGGUGGGUGGGGCGUUGGGGGCGAUACGCGAGGAGGGGAAGGAUAGCGAUUAUGUGGAUCAUGAGAGGUGGGAGGAGGAGGUGGGGAGGAGGGGAGAUGGUGCUGGAACGGAAGGUUCGAUGAAAGAGGCGGAUCCGAGAAAGCGGAAUAUCAAAAGGCGGACGGUUGCGAUUGUCGUGAGUGCCGAAGCGGGUUCUUUGGAAGAGGAAGAAGGAAGCUAUUCUGAGCAAGCGUCCCUCCUCUCCCACCUCAACUCCGUUGACCAUGAUUCCGUCAACCUCCUCAUCCUCAUCUACGCUCCCCACCUCUCCUCCCCACCCACCCAACCCGCCUCCCUCGCGUCCUCCUACUCCGCCAUCUCCACCCCCGCCAUCACUCCCGCCUCCGAACUCCAACCACUCACCCCCGCCCUCUCCGCCACCGACCUCUCCGCCAGUGCUUCCCGCUACAACAUCCUCCGCGCCCACGCCGACCGCCUCGUCGACGCCCCAACCUGCGUCAUGCCCUUCGCCUCUCCGGCCGGCCACCUUCACAUGCUGCGCCACCUCGCCCCUGACGUCGUGUAUCUGACCGAGGGCCUCGCCGGCGCGGACGGGGAUACCGUCGAGAAGUUGGGGAAGUGGGUCGGACAGAUCGUGGUUGUGUUGGGCGGAGAUGGGGAGUGGGCGGGCCUGGCGGAUACGGAUACGGAGGAUGAAGGGAGGAAGAGGAGGGAGGAGAGCGGGGUAAAAUGGUGGGAGGAUCAGAGUCGGGUAGGGCUUGGAAGGGGAUUGGAGGUGGUGGAAGGGAUGAGGUUGGCGGAGGACUUUGAGCGGAGGGUCGUGGGGCGGGAAUAGAUCCGAUGGUCGUCCUUGCUGAGUAUUAUGGGCGAUAUGGCACAGCUGCGGGAUCCCAUCUCAUUGAUUCUUCUAUCAGGCUUGGAUUCGCUUCACGUCAUCUUCGCUCUUUGAUUUUCAGCUCCGCGCCGGCGCACGGCUCGGUAGAUCCCCCAUCGUCACGACGCAUGGCUGGUUGAUGAAGAUGGAUAUGAGGACAUGACGAAGUCCAUGCGGAGGGGUUUGCCAAUGUCUCUUGUCCCUUCAGGUUAUAAUCUACUCACCCGUCUCCUUGGUCGGGGCAGAUGAAGAUCGUCAGAUGAACUAUUUUGGUUCGUCGGGCGUCGUCGUAUUCCGUAUAGUAUCCGUACCUAUUGAAUGAAUCCCUUGUUUCUAUGAUGCGGCGACGUUUGAGAGGGGUAUGCCAUUGGAUGACGGCCCCGAUGUGUGUCGUCAAAGAAAU